UGUGUGUGUGUGUGUGUGUGUGUGUUUGUGGGUGUGUUUAAGGGUGUGUGUGUGUAUGUGUGUGUUUAAGGGUGUGUCUGCUCAUAUAGUCUCUCUGUGUCUCCAGCGACUCAUUCAUUCAUUCCGUCUGAUCUUGUCCAGCUGAAGUCGCGCUAUAACGUAAUGGAGUCUCUCUCUACAGCAAACUCUCAGUUCUGUCUCAGUCUGUUCCAGAAGAUCAGUUCAGGAAAACCCGCAGGAAAUGUCUUUUAUUCUCCUGUCAGUAUUUCUGCUGCUCUGUCGAUGCUGUCUCUCGGAGCAUCCGGAAAUACAGCGACUCAGAUGAAGCAGACUUUGCAUUUUGCAGAUGCAGAGGGGGAAAUCCACGUUGGGUUCAAGAAGUUUAUGAGCGAGCUGAACAAAGCAGAAGCUCCGUACGCUUUGAGUCUCGCCAAUCGCCUCUAUGGAGAUCAGUCCUACCAGUUUGUUGAGAAAUUCCUUAGUGAUACAAAAAGCCUGUAUGAGGCCGGACUGGAGACCGUUGACUUCAUCCAGAAUGCAGAAGCAGCACGUGUGGACAUCAACAGCUGGGUGGAGAAACAAACACAAGAGAAGAUCAAGGAUCUGCUGGCUGAAGGAGACGUUAAUGCGCUGACGAGAAUGGUGCUGGUGAACGCCAUCUACUUCAAGGGAAACUGGGAGAAAAAAUUCAGUGUAGAAAUCACCAAAGAGGAGCCGUUCAGGUUGAACAAGAAUGAAAUGAAGCCUGUUCAGAUGAUGCAUCAGAAGGCAAAGUUUCCUCUGGCCUUCAUCCCGGAACUGAACUGUCAGAUUCUGGAGCUGCCGUACGUUGGGAAAGAUCUCAGUAUGUUGAUCAUGCUUCCAAACGAGAUGGAGGACGACAGCACUGGCCUUCAGAGGCUGGAGAAGGCUCUAACCUACGAGAACUUCAUGGAGUGGACCCGACCCGACAUGAUGGAUGUUCUGGAAGUUCAAGUAUCUCUGCCCAGAUUCAAGAUGGAGGAAACCUAUGACAUGAAAGGUUUACUGGUCAGCCUGGGGAUGGUGGACGCGUUUGACCUGCAGAAGGCUGACUUUUCAGGCAUGUCCCCCAACAACGAUCUGGUGUUGUCUAAGGUCGUCCAUAAAUCCUUCGUUGAAGUGAAUGAAGAGGGGACGGAGGCUGCAGCAGCGACCGGCGCCAUCAUGAUGAUGCGUUGCGCGAUGCGUCCAGAACGCUUUCAUGCAGAUCACCCCUUCCUCUUCUUCAUACGUCACAAUGCCACCAAGAGUGUCCUGUUCUAUGGACGCUUCUGUUCUCCUUGAGCUUCUGCUGAACUGAGAUGCUCCUGUCCACAACACACGUGUACUUCGGAAAGUUCUCAAUAAAAUUAGUCAAAAUAAUAGACGACAGGUCUUUGUACUCGCGGAAACUCCAGUUGUACCUGCUCCUCCCUGAAAUUUACUGCUGCCUUAUUUACACAGUGCCUUUGUUUCCUUUUUUGCAUAAUUCUGGAGAUAAAUGGUCUAUUUACUGUAACCGUGUAUUCAACAUUAUGGAAAAGAAAACACUUACGCUUGUUUAACAAUAAAAUGUUUUAAACAUUUAUAGUACACUGAAAAA
Messenger RNA from Xyrauchen texanus (razorback sucker), 1603 nucleotides. Its product is annotated as leukocyte elastase inhibitor-like. Gene Ontology annotation, molecular function: serine-type endopeptidase inhibitor activity. Gene Ontology annotation, biological process: negative regulation of endopeptidase activity. The transcript is spliced from 7 exons. The record is from RefSeq and is a predicted model, not a curated record. The coding region runs from base 163 to 1305 and encodes 380 amino acids. Lineage: Eukaryota; Metazoa; Chordata; Actinopteri; Cypriniformes; Catostomidae.